AUGUCUUCCAGUUUCCAUCAUCGGUUGCCGAAAAUCGAUCUACCGAAGUUUAGCGGGGAUGAAUCGCGAUGGAUAUCAUUCCGCGACAAUUUAAUUUCGAUGAUUCACUGCAAAGAGGACAUACCGAUCGUCAACAAGCUGCAGUACCUGUUACAGUCACUGGAACGAGAAGCCAAGAAACCAUUCGAAUCGGUGGAUAUCCAAGCCGAUAAUUAUUCCUCGACGUGGGAUGCGAUUAAAAAGCACUACAACAACAAGCGAUUUCUCAGAAAGGAGUUGUUUCGAGGCCUGUAUAACCUUCCACCAAUACAGUUUGAGUCCGCACAAGACCUCAACACACUGGUUGAUGAUUUCCAGCGACACGUCAAGGCACUGGGAAAAUUGGGUGAACCGAUCGAGCAUUGGGACACUCUACUCAUCUUCAUCUUGACGAAUAAGUUAGAUUCGGCGACGAUUCGCAUGGGAGCAAGAUACUCGACAGAAGGAUGA
Messenger RNA from Uranotaenia lowii, 489 nucleotides. RefSeq lists its product as uncharacterized. Lineage: Eukaryota; Metazoa; Arthropoda; Insecta; Diptera; Culicidae. The record is from RefSeq and is a predicted model, not a curated record. The coding region runs from base 1 to 489 and encodes 162 amino acids. The transcript has a single exon.